This is a messenger RNA of Drosophila navojoa, 1538 nucleotides long. RefSeq names its product facilitated trehalose transporter Tret1-2 homolog. Lineage: Eukaryota; Metazoa; Arthropoda; Insecta; Diptera; Drosophilidae. Gene Ontology annotation, cellular component: membrane. Gene Ontology annotation, molecular function: sugar transmembrane transporter activity. The record is from RefSeq and is a predicted model, not a curated record. Gene Ontology annotation, biological process: carbohydrate transport; transmembrane transport.
AUUGUCAAGCCAAGUAACGGUUGUUCACUGCCAUUCAGUCAAAUUCGAAUCGUUAUAGCGAACAGAACAGAUCUAGAAAUGGCACAGCCGAAAGUUUUGCCUCAAUAUAUAGCCGGACUAUCGGCUGCGUUUGGCGCCUUCUGUAUGGGCGCCAGCAUGGGCUGGUCAUCGCCCGUGGAGAAACUAUUGACGGAAAAAAAUGCAUACGGGUUCCCAAUAUCCGGCGAUCAAUUCGGUUGGAUCUCUUCACUCCUAACCCUGGGCGCCACCGUCGUAUGCAUUCCAGUCGGCUUUGUCAUCGACAUGAUCGGCCGCAGGCCAACCAUGUUGGCUCUGAUACCACCGUACAUGGUUGGCUGGUUCCUGAUGCUGUUUGCCAACAGUGUGAUAAUGCUGUACUUUGGCCGUUUCAUCUUGGGUUUUUGCGGCGGCGCAUUCUGCGUCUGCGCCUCAAUGUACAGCACGGAAAUCUCGACGGUUUCCACGCGCGGAACUCUCGGCAGUUUCUUUCAACUGAAUACCGUGUCGGGCAUGCUGUACGGCUAUAUUAUCGGUGGCUAUUGUUCGUUGCUGACCACCAAUAUACUGUGCGCCAUAUUGCCCCUAAUCUUUGCUGCCGUGCAUUACUUUAUGCCCGAGUCUCCGGUGUACUUUGCCAUGAAGGGACGCGAGGACGAUGCCAUCAAGUCUCUGCUUUGGCUGCGUGGCGCCGACUGCGAUAUUCGCAAUGAGCUCAACGAAAUUCUGGAGGAGACCAACAAGAGCACGGAUGAACCCAAGGUCAGCAUCUGGGUCGCUCUGCGGCGACCCAUUACGCUCAAGGGCAUCUCCAUUGCCGUAAUGCUGCAGACCCUGCAGCAGUGGACAGGCAUCAAUGCCAUCAUGUUCUAUUCCACGUCCAUUUUCGAGGAUGUUGGUGCUUCGCUGACGGGACGCGUGUGCACCAUUCUGAUUGGAGCCACGCAGGUGAUAAUGACCCUGGUGGCGGCGAUGAUCAUCGACAAGGCUGGCCGACGGAUGCUGCUGCUAAUCUCUGCCUUCUUCAUGGCCAUCACCACCUGCCUGAUGGGCGUCUAUUUCCAAAUGCGAGACAACGACCCGAGCUCAGUGACAUCCAUCGGCUGGCUGCCCAUCACCAGCAUUCUCGUCUUCAUCGUCUUCUUCUCCAUUGGCUUCGGUCCGGGCCCCUGGCUCGUCAUGGCCGAGCUCUUCACUGAGGAUGUGAAGAGCGUGGCCGGCUCCAUUGCCGGCACCAGCAACUGGUUCUCCGCUUUUCUGGUCACUAAACUCUUUCCCGUAUUGAAGGACAGCAUUGGAUCGGGACCCACAUUUUGGAUAUUCUGCGGCAUCGCUGUCUUCGGCUUUGUCUACAUCUUGAUCUUUGUGCCAGAGACCAAGGGCAAAACUAUUAACGAAAUUCAACUCAUUCUAUCAGGCAGCAAGAAAACCAUCGACUCUGAGACGAACAACGACUCGCAGAAGAUCAAGAAUUAAAACUAGGGUUAUCCUUGCCCACAUUUACAUAUUAUAUGUCUAGG